CCUUUCUUUUCUGUCCUUUCUCUUUUUUUUUUUUUCGUUUUUCUUUCUCAGGAUAAAUUCUCAUUCGCUUCGUCUCUUUCGCUAGAUCUGCUUCCUCCUCCAAUCCGAAGUGGGAUUGGAUCGAUCGGCGGCUAUGGCGACUUCCCAGCGGCCCUUGGUGGCCGGAGGUGGCGGAAGGAGUGCCAAAGGCGGCGGCUUUCGCCCCUCUGUGUUGCUUCCCCUUUUCGUCGCCGUUCUGGCCUCUUCGUCUUUCUUGGCGGUCCGAGGCAGCGACCGCAUGCUGAUCUCGUCGGUUGAUCAUGGACUAAUUGACUGGCAAACGAACUUAACUAGAAGGAAAUUGAACGAGGGAAUGCAAGAGAGGAGAUCAGUGUUUGGCCAACAAGAUGAGGAGGCAAUAGUUAGGCUAGAAAAUGUCGCUAUUGAACGUUCAAAAGCUGUUGAUUCUGCUGUAUUGGGGAAAUAUAGCAUAUGGAGGAAAGAAAGUGAGCAUGAAUAUCCUGAUGCAAAAGUUAGAUUUAUGCGUGACCAGAUAAUCAUGGGUAGGAUCUACACUGUACUUGCGAAAUCAAAGAACAAGAUGGAUCUUUACCAAGAACUGUUGAGUCGGAUCAAAGACAGCCAACGUGUAGUGGGAGAGGCCAAUGCUGAUGCUGAUCUCCAUCACAGUGCUCCUGAGAAAAUCAAGACAAUGGGUCAAGUUCUGUCAAAAGCAAGAGAAGCAUUGUAUGACUGCAAGACAGUGACCCAGAGACUUAGAGCUAUGCUUCAAUCCGCAGAUGAACAAGUUAGGAGCUUGAAGAAACAAAGUACAUUUCUUAGUCAAUUGGCAGCCAAAACAAUUCCUAAUGGAAUAAAUUGCUUGUCAAUGCGUUUAACUAUCGAAUACUAUUUGCUUCCUGUGGAGAAAAGAAAAUUUCCAAAGAGUGAAAAUUUGGAAAAUCCAGACUUCUACCAUUAUGCACUUUUCUCUGAUAAUGUCUUGGCUGCUUCAGUAGUUGUCAAUUCUACCAUCAUGAAUGCAAAGGAGCCAGAAAAACAUGUAUUUCAUCUAGUGACUGACAAAUUGAAUUUUGGAGCCAUGAACAUGUGGUUUUUGUUAAACCCUCCUGGAAAGGCAACCAUUCAUGUAGAAAAUGUGGACGACUUCAAAUGGCUGAAUUCUUCCUACUGCCCAGUUCUACGGCAGCUUGAAUCUGCAGCUAUGAAAGAGUACUAUUUUAAGGCUGAUCAUCCUUCAGCAGGAUCUUCCAAUCUAAAGUACCGAAAUCCAAAGUAUUUGUCAAUGCUAAACCAUCUGAGGUUUUAUCUUCCAGAGGUCUAUCCCAAGUUGGAUAAGAUCCUGUUUCUUGAUGAUGACAUUGUUGUUCAGAAGGAUUUGACAGCAUUAUGGUCUGUCGAUUUAAAUGGAAAUGUUAAUGGUGCAGUGGAGACCUGUGGUGAAAGUUUCCACCGGUUUAACAAGUAUCUCAAUUUUUCCAACCCUCACAUUUCCAGCAACUUUGAUUCUAAUGCAUGUGGCUGGGCCUAUGGGAUGAAUAUGUUUGAUCUCAAGGAGUGGAAGAAGAAAGACAUUACAGGGAUUUAUCACAAAUGGCAGAGCAUGAAUGAAGAUCGGGUGCUGUGGAAGCUUGGAACACUUCCUCCAGGAUUGCUUACAUUUUACAAACUGACUUAUCCCUUGGACAAAUCCUGGCAUGUUCUUGGCUUAGGGUAUAACCCCACGAUUGAUCGCGCGGAGAUAGAAAAUGCAGCAGUAGUCCACUACAAUGGGAACAUGAAGCCUUGGUUGGAGUUGGCAAUGACUAGGUACAGGACCUACUGGACCAAAUACAUCAACUAUGAACAUCCUUACAUCAAGACAUGCAAACUAAGUGAAUGAGAACUGCGUCGCGAGGGGCUAUCAAAGACACAACCUGCUUCUUUAAUGAUCAGUGAGAUUGUUUCAAUGAAACAAUGUUCUUGUCAAAGGACCAUCUUGCUCUCAAAUUCAUUCUUGACUCUCUCUCUUCUUUUGUUAAUUUUUUCUCAAGUCCUUUCCUGUGGAGAGAUGCUUGUAGCAAUUUAUGCUUGCAUCCCUGUUCAGUAGUGACUCUUUUGUAAUUGACAGACUAAAUUUUCUUUUUUAUUAAUUAUUAUUAUAUAACGCUUAUUGUUUCUUUA
This is a messenger RNA of Zingiber officinale, 2163 nucleotides long. RefSeq names its product polygalacturonate 4-alpha-galacturonosyltransferase-like. Lineage: Eukaryota; Viridiplantae; Streptophyta; Magnoliopsida; Zingiberales; Zingiberaceae. The record is from RefSeq and is a predicted model, not a curated record. Bases 134 to 1882 code for a protein of 582 amino acids. The transcript has 7 exons. Gene Ontology annotation, molecular function: polygalacturonate 4-alpha-galacturonosyltransferase activity.